GCUAGAUAGAUACAUCAUCAACACACAAAGACCUCAUCACAUCUUUCCAGUUCACCGGCCGUUAUGGAGAUGAAGCCCGCCGCGCAGCCGGUCACCGGCGUCCCCGUCGGCGCGGCGCCGGCCGCCUGGUCCUCCGGCCUCUUCGACUGCUUCGACGACUGCGGCCUCUGCUGCGUGACCUACUGGUGCCCGUGCAUCACCUUCGGCAAGGUGGCGGAGAUCGUGGACAGGGGCUCCACGUCGUGCGGCACCAGCGGCGCGCUGUACGCGCUCCUGUGCUCGCUCACGGGCUGCCAGUGGAUCUACUCGUGCACCUACCGCUCCAAGAUGCGCGCCCAGUACGCGCUCCCGGACGCGCCCUGCUGCGACUGCUGCGUCCACUUCUGCUGCGAGCCAUGCGCGCUCGUGCAGCAGUACAAGGAGCUCAAGGCCCGCGGCUACGACCCCGAGAUCGGCUGGCACCUCAACAUGGAGCGCCGCGCCGGCGCCGGCGCCGUCAACCCGCCGGGCGUUCAGGAGAUGGGCCGCUAGCUGGCUAGCUGCUCGAACUCAGCUGCUGCUUUAUUAUUGCCGUUUCUGUUUGCGUCUUUUAUGUUUGAUAAAUUGUUGAUAUAUUGUAUUAGUACGUAGUAACUUGUGUGAGUAUGUUGGAUAGUGAUGUGAUGACUUGAUGUUUUGCUCUUGCAACUUCAAUAAUGUUUUGGUUUGCUAUAAGUGCACACACCGUGCACCAGAGUUAUGAGUUGAUGUCAGGAGUGGGAGGAUUACCAGAACGUGUGUCGUCCCUAAUGCCUCCAUGCACUUUUUCAAUGUACUUUAUAUUUGCAUUUUAUUCAUUGUAUUGUAUACUAUACUCCCUCUGUUCCAAAAUAUAAGGUGUAUUAGUUUCUUCAAAAA
Triticum aestivum (bread wheat) is the source of this 897-nucleotide messenger RNA. RefSeq names its product cell number regulator 10. The record is from RefSeq and is a predicted model, not a curated record. NCBI's taxonomy places the organism in Eukaryota, Viridiplantae, Streptophyta, Magnoliopsida, Poales, Poaceae. Bases 64 to 531 code for a protein of 155 amino acids. The transcript has a single exon.